GUGCCACCGCGCUCCCCCCCAAAGAUGGCGGCGGCCGGCGGCGGCCCCUUACGGCUGCGGCUGCUCUUCGACUACCCGCCGCCGGGCAGCCCGGGCUGCGCGCUGUGCUGGCUGCUGCUGGAGCCCGGCCAGGUGCGCCUCGUCACCGACCUCGUCAGCCUCAUCCGCCACCGCUUCGGCUUCAGCCGGCGGGCCCGCCUCAGCCUCUUCCUGGAGGGCGCGCUGCUGCCCCCGACCGAGAGCGCCCGCCUCGUGCGGGACAACGACUCGCUCCGAGUCAAACUGGAAGAGAUAGUUGCAGAGGAUUACAAAGAGACAGAUGAUGGCUUCUCUUACCUGCCAAAAGACAAAAAAAGGCGAAGGCAAAAGGAGGAGGAGGAAGAAGAAUUAUCUAUAAAUGAAGAUGAUGGGCAUAAAAGGGAAAAGAAAAAGAAUAAACAUAAUCCUGAGCAUUCCUCUUGUAGGGAAGAGGCCUCUGUAGAUAUUUGGGAGUCUCAAAAAAGGUACAAGAAAAGAAAAAAAAAGGAAGAAGUUAGUGGAAGAAAUAAACUCACAGGAGGUAAGGAAGAGAGCUCUACUGACCAAUCUAAAAAGCUUAACAAAAGGGAGAGGGAGAAACAGUUGCCAACAAAAAAGAAGGAUGAAAAGCAGACACAGGCAGCUGCAGCAAAGAUGGCUUUAGAACAGGCAAAUAAGAGCUUGUCUCUAAAUUCUAGUGACAGUAACACAAAAAAAACCACAACACAGUGCAGAAAAAAGAGGGUGGGAACUUCAGAUUCCUCCAGCACAUCAACUGACAGUGACAACAGUGAAUUAAACGUAAAGCAAAAUAAAUUUUCUUGUAAACCUGUAGUGGCAACGCUUCCCAAAGACAAAUUCCAAGCUGCUGCAAAUUCUAAUGUGAAAACUGUUGCUUCUAAUAAAGUGACUGUAAAGUCUAACGCUGGAAACUGCACUAAGACUGCACUUAGUAAAAAUGCUCAAAAAUCCCAGUCCUCGAGUUCAGAUUCUGACUCGAGUACAGAAGAUGAGAAAGUGGCAACAGCACAAGACAGUACUGCGAAGAAGUCACCGCCUAACAACGCGGCAGCUGUAAAAACCAGUACCACCAAGGCUCCCAAAGCAAAGACCUCCUCUUCAGAGUCUGAUAGUUCAGAUUCAGAAACACUUGUUAUUAAAAAAUCCACAGCAAAUGCUGGACUGAGUAAUUCCAUAGUAAGAAACUCUAUUAAACAGUCCCCAACCAGUAUUCAAGGACCACUUGCCAGCCCAGGCCGUGGAAAGGGGCGUGGAACAGGAGAGGAUAACUUCUGGAGAGGACCUAGGGGCCGUGGGUUUCGUGGGAUGAUGAGGGGCCAAGGCCAUGGGAGAGGAGCAAACCCCAACUUCUUCUAUAACUACAGCAGUGAAGGCCAGAAACAGAGGCAGUUAAAUGAAACUGCGACAAACACUUCUGUUCUUGUCCAGAAUCCUGUGGAGGUCCCCAAGAGAAACUAUAGUGUGUUACCUCUUCUAGCUGCUCCACCACAAGUGGGAGAAAGAAUUGCCUUUAAGCGCUUGGAACUAACGGCAAAUUACAGUCCUGAAGUUUCAGACUAUAAGGAGGGAAAAAUAAUCAGUUGGAAUGCUGAUAAAAAACAGAUUGAGCUUGAGAUCCUUUCGUCAUCACCAGCACAAUUUGCUAAAGAGCCAGGGAAAUUUGAUCUGGUUUACCAGUCUGCGGAUGGAGCGGAACUGAUAGAGUAUGCUGUUCCUCAGGAUACAAAGAUAACUGAAAGUUGGGAUGCACUGAUAGAGCCAAGGCUGAUUGUUGAGCCCCCAGUGAAUGGAUCCAGCAUUGAAAAUGAACACUGAACAAUGUACGAUGUGAAAAAAUCAGAAUGGCUCGCCAGGUUCUGCGCUUCACCAGAGCACUGCGCUUCAGUGACAUCUCUGCUAGUUACCAGCACUGAGGCAGCACCUCGUACCCAUGAAGUACUUGCAUCUUGGCAAGUCUUAAAAUUUUAGAUACUCCCUGUCCUGGGUAGUUGAUUCUUAAACAGGAGACAUGGAAAAAAGCCCCUAGAUACAAACACAUACCUGACAAACUGUAUGUCAUGGUUUAGCUAACAUGUAGUCGUGACAAGGGCGUGACUACAUUAAAAUGCUGCACACCUUUGCAUUACCUCUAUUAAAAUGUCUUGUUUGCAAAGGAAUCAUUUUUAUAUGAGUAAAACUAAUCUGUGUAUUGUGGUUCUCUUCAGUUGCCAUUGUUUCAUGCUAGUGCUUGUUUUUUAGAGAAAGGGAUGGUUAGAUUCAUGUAUCUAUAUUCUUGCAAACUGGGUAAAAAGAAAAUUCCAGAGCUUCUAGCACAGUUGUGCUGAGCCAGUUGGGGUUAAUGGAAAGACUUUUUUUCUAAAGGAAAUCAUUAAUUUUGGAUUCUUAAGAAAUUGCAGAAACAAAAUGCAAGUAUUUCACAGCAUUUUAGAGCAGGAUUCGCCUCUUGUUCCUUUGCCUACUGUGUGUUUGGGCUAUAAAUUAAAUGGAUACAGAAUCCCUCUGGCUGUGACUUAACAUGAUGGUUGAAAAGAAACAUACUUCAGAGAGAGGAUGUUUUGAAGAUACAAUCUUGAGUUUUAUUUAUCCAUUGUUACCAAGUUUGGGUGGAACUGCAGGUUUCAAUGCACAAUUUCAACCAAAUCAAGUAAACACAGGGUGAGGGAGCUGGCUGGCUGCCCCUCCUGUCACACCACCCACCUCUCGACAGCCACACACAGGUUCCUCAUACCUGGGGAGCCAGGGCAGGGCCCAGGCGCUGCAUGGUGAGAAAUGUGGAACGUGCGUGUGAAUCCCAGAAGCAGCUGGUGAUGCUCUGAACAAACGCCCGUCUGUUGUGAGCCCCUUUGCUGGGGCAGCCCCACUGUCAGUCACGGGGGCUCCUUGCCACCCUCCUCCAUGCAAUUUAGCAUUAUGGGUUUGUUUAAAAAGCUUGUUAAAAGUUUUUGACGAGUUCUAGCCUCACGACUCAAAACGAGGAUGUGUUUGAGCUGCGAGCCACAGGCCCAGCGGCACAACGUGCCACAGGCCCACAGCUGAGCCCCGGCAGGAGGCUGAAGCCAGAGCUGCUGAGCUGAUCUUAGAUCUGAAAGUUUGCUGCUGUGACUACAGACCUUGCAACUAUACAUACUGCUUGCUCUGUACGAAUUUGGGGUAAUUUAUAAUUCUGAUAGGCAAAUCAUACCUACUUAAACCACUUUGAAUAUUAAAUCCAAAAAAGGCAAAGAUUACUGGAACAGCUGUCUCGAUGUUUGUGCAGCCACAUGUACAUGAACCGUUGAUUCUGCUGUGCUUCUAACUU
Molecule: messenger RNA, 3337 nt
Organism: Falco peregrinus (peregrine falcon)
Lineage: Eukaryota; Metazoa; Chordata; Aves; Falconiformes; Falconidae
Gene: COIL
Product: coilin
Exons: 8
Coding region: 25-1854 (609 amino acids)
Biological process (GO): spliceosomal snRNP assembly
Cellular component (GO): Cajal body
Molecular function (GO): U2 snRNA binding; U1 snRNA binding
Source: RefSeq, a predicted model, not a curated record